AUGACCAUGUGCAAUCAUCCAUUCACCACUAAAACAAAUUUCAAAUUCACCAUUAAUAGUUUAAUAAAUCAAAAAUAUAUAUCCACCCAUCAAAUUCAUAAAAAAACCACAUAUCAUAUUGAAAAUCUACCAAAAAUUAAAUCACUUUUUUCGAAACACUAUGACACUACCAUCAAUAGAAUCAUCAACAUAACACAAGAAGAGUAUAUAACAACUGCCAUGCAGCAUAGUGUAAGAAAAACUUUUUAUAGUUCACAAAUUCAAAUAAUUUAUAUAAUUGUUUUUUGUCUUCGGUUUCAGUUACCAACAACACUGUGGAAAAACACACCUCAUAAACCACCAUACAUCAACAAAGAAUACACGUUCAACAAAUUUCUCAGAAAAACUAAAUUUAUCUCAUCUUUUUUAAACUCAUUGACAUUGACACUGAACAACACGACAACAGACAUACACACAGCAUACAAACAAAAUUUAAAAACUUACAAACAACAUUUAGACAUACUUCUAACAACACAUCAAGUACAAGACACAACAUUAACUUUUGAGGAACUACUUAAAAUAACAACAAACGAUCAACACGAAAUACCAACACAUAACACACAUAACACACACACACCAACUAAAAUCAGCCCGCUACGUACAUAUAUUAACGAAUAUUAUAUUUGA
Molecule: messenger RNA, 666 nt
Organism: Metopolophium dirhodum (rose-grain aphid)
Lineage: Eukaryota; Metazoa; Arthropoda; Insecta; Hemiptera; Aphididae
Exons: 1
Coding region: 1-666 (221 amino acids)
Source: RefSeq, a predicted model, not a curated record